Gossypium arboreum is the source of this 1516-nucleotide messenger RNA. Its product is annotated as E3 ubiquitin-protein ligase SDIR1-like. The transcript has 9 exons. Lineage: Eukaryota; Viridiplantae; Streptophyta; Magnoliopsida; Malvales; Malvaceae. The record is from RefSeq and is a predicted model, not a curated record. Bases 287 to 1159 code for a protein of 290 amino acids.
AAAUUAGAAAAAAGAUAAAAAAUAAAUCGCUAUGAACAGUUCAAUUUCGGACAGAAAGAAAAAGAGAGCGUAAAUCGAAAGGGAGAGAGAAUUUUCUUGCAUUUUCUCUUCUUUUCCCUUUUUUUCUGUAAUUUUCUCUGAAAAUUGCUCAUUUUAUUCAAUUAAAUGGACGGCCGUUUGAUCGACUGAUCUUCGUGUGUCGUGAUUUAAAGGUUGCAAGAGAAGAGGCUAUUUGUCUAGCAUCUCCCACCUUUUAGACAAGUGAAGUUUCAGAGUCUUUGUGACAAUGAGCUUUGUUUUCCGAGGUAGUAGAGGAGAUAUUGAGAGCGGGUUUUCAGGAUUUAUUCAUGAACGUCCUGCCGUGCGUAUACAUGCAUCUCGGCCUGUUAACUCCAAUUCACUGGCCUUCUUUGUUACAGUUCUGUUGUUAUUCAUGAUUUUAAACUCUCACCAAAUGUCUCCAAAUUUUCUGCUUUGGCUAGUAGUAGGCAUCUUUUUAAUGGCUACUAGCCUUAGGAUGUAUGCAACUUGUCAGCAACUUCAAGCUCAGGCUCGAGCUCACGCUGCUGCAGCUAGUGGUUUGCUUGGUCAUACCGAGUUGCGUUUGCACAUGCCACCAUCAAUAGCUUUUGCUACAAGAGGACGCUUACAAGGACUAAGACUCCAACUUGCCCUUCUCGAUCGUGAAUUUGAUGACCUAGAUUAUGACACCCUGAGAGCGUUGGAUGAUAAUACUUCCACAAGUCAUUCAAUGAGCGAGGAAGAUAUAAAUGCUUUACCUGUGCACAAGUACAAGGUCCAUGGCCUGGAAAGUGCAGGAUCAUCAUUGCAACAGGCAUCUUCUUCGUCAGUCACAAUUGAGCAAAAGCAAGAUUCCUGGAAAGGUGAUGGGAACAUGAAGGCUUCAGAUGAUGAACUAACUUGCUCUAUUUGCUUGGAUCAAGUCAACGAGGGGGAGCUUGUUCGGAGCUUGCCAUGUUUGCAUCAGUUCCAUACCACCUGUAUUGAUCCAUGGCUGCGGCAGCAAGGCACAUGUCCAGUAUGUAAGUUUAGAAUGGGGUCGGGAUGGCAGGAAAACAGGGAGAGUGAAUCAGAUGAUUCGGACAUGGUUUCACUCAACUCCCCUGGUAAUACAAUCGGAAGUAUAUAUUUACAUUAAACAUUAAUUUUUCCGGAGAUCCAUCUUCAUAUCUCCUUUAGGAUUGGAAUCUUAUCCAUCUUCGGCUCCAUGGAAGAAACUGAGGUUAGAGUUUCAUCAUGCUUAGCCUUGUACAUUUAACUUCUCUUUAACUUAUGCUGUUUCUAGCCCCAUCUGUGUUAGGGAUUAUCGGGAUCAGCAAUCCUGACAUCCGAGCAUGUAGUUGACUGGAAUUUAUGCAAUCUCAAUGAGACUUUUCAUUUAUUGCUGAUUACCAUCAAUCAUCUUAUUGUCAAGGGCUUCUUGGAAUAGCAGUUUUUAUGAUCUUGGACUAUAAUGGAACUUUUUUGCAUAUUAAUUUUGGAGCAUUUCUGAAAA